Molecule: messenger RNA, 2938 nt
Organism: Anarrhichthys ocellatus (wolf-eel)
Lineage: Eukaryota; Metazoa; Chordata; Actinopteri; Perciformes; Anarhichadidae
Gene: ptx3a
Product: pentraxin 3, long a
Exons: 4
Coding region: 209-1621 (470 amino acids)
Biological process (GO): innate immune response
Molecular function (GO): complement component C1q complex binding
Source: RefSeq, a predicted model, not a curated record
GCACUGUAGAGAGUGAGACACAGGGAGAAGCAGCAGAGAUCAAAAUAAAUAAAUAACACACACACACAGAUAAUCGCACACAUACAGACACACACAGACAAGCAGGCAGGAAGAGGAGCAGACCUGAAACUUAACCAGACACACUCUUCAAACACUCUCACUCUCUCUCACACACUCAGUCGGCAGCAGCAGCAGCAGCAGCAGCAGCAUGUUCCAGUGGAGGCUCCCCCAGGCAGUGUGUGCGCUGUCGGCGUGCGUGUGUCUGAUUCUGGCCUAUGAGGAUGAUAUUCAGGUCAACUUCGCUGACCCCUUCUACAAUGAAAUCAUAGGUGGAGAGACACCAGAACCCACACAGAGUCAAGCCCCCUGCACUUCUCGAGACCUGAACAAAUGGGACAAACUCUUCUCGAUGCUGGAAGACAGUCAGAUGAGAGAGAACAUGCUGCUUCAGUAUGCAGGUGACAUCAUCAAGGUGGAGAUGGCUUCGCUGCGUGGAGAAAUGCUCAGAUUUGGAGCCCAGUAUGGUGGCUCCUGUGGGGUUGCAAUGGAGACAGCAGGAAGAAGGAUGGCCUUGCAGUUGGAGGGCCGCCUCAAAGAAACAAUGGAGCGCGUCAAAACCAGAGAUCCGACUUCUGCUGCUGCUGCUGCUGCUGCUGCUGGGAAUUCUGUCUCUAACCGCUCGGAGGUGAUGCUACAAGAGCUCCUCUCCGCAGCACGAAUGCAAGCUUCCCGACUUACCAAGCUGGAGACCAGCUGCCUUAGCAGCCCAGGAGCCGGGAUGGGGUUGAAUACAAAGCCAGGAUCCCAGCUUCCAGAAGAUGGAGAGGCAGGGCUCCAGGAGCAAGAGGUCACAUCACCAGAGGUGGCUUUAGACAGGGUGCUGGCAGCAAUGCAACAGACGAGGGUGGAACUGGAGGAGGUGCUGAGGUCAUCGAGGCAAAGAUUACUACCCGCAGGUUAUGAGAUGGCGCUCCUCUUCCCCAUGCGUUCCCGUCGGAUCUACGCCUCGGUCAUACCAGACGGCCCUCUCUCCAUCUCCGCCUUUACUGUCUGCAUGUGGGUGAAGCCGACCACUGUGUCCAACAGAACCGUGCUGUUCUCCUACGGGAACCGUCGCAACCCAUAUGAAAUCCAGCUGCUGCUGGGUCAAACCUCUGCGCUCUUCACCGUCGGAGGAGAGGCUCACCUGGUGGAGGCCCGAGAUGUGGUGAAACCAGGAGGCGCUUCAGAGUGGAUCCACUUGUGCGGGGCUUGGUCAUCCAAGCAGGGCCUGGCGUCCCUGUGGGCAGGUGGGAAAAAGGUGGCCUCCACACCCGGAGUGGCGGAAGGACACGUCUUACCCGACGGAGGCUCACUCCAGCUGGGGCAAGAAAGAAACGGCUGCUGCCCUCUGUCUCCAAGCAGCGGGAGCAGGGUGACAGGGUUUGAGGAAGGGUUCGAUCCAAAGGUGGCGUUCGUGGGGAAGAUGACAGGAGUGAACAUGUGGGACAGGCUGCUGUCAGAGGAAGAGAUUUCCCAGCUGGCUUUGCGAGAGGGUCAGGGCUACGAUCUGAGGGGGAACAUGGUGGCGUGGGGAGUGACGGAGAUGGUGCCACAUGGAGGCGCUCAGUUCAGCAACUAACAGGUUCCUUGUGGUGGAACUUUUCAUCAUUAUCGUCAUCGUCAUUGUGAGCAACAUCUUAAUAAGCUUUCAUGAUGAAACUGAAGAUAUCAUGCCUUUAUCAUCUUUGUCCCUAUAGUUAAAUGUUUUAAUUAUUAUGUUAUUUCUUUUCUUAGUCAUCUCAAUCGCCAUUAUCAUGAAGAAUAAUGCUGCAAUGAACUUUACUGGACAUGUUCAAAUGAGAGAAAGCAAAUGUUGUGAGAGACUGAAAUUUAUUUUUGUAACAUAAUCUUUUGAACUGAGGUCAUAAUACACACACACACACACACGCAUUCACUCACACUGAUGUAAAUUCAGCUUCGAAAACUUGUAUUGUAGCAGAAGAAGUCCUGCAUUUACCAAAGGCUCUGGCAAUUAGACUGCAGGAAAGACAAAGAGUCUAUUGUUAAAGUGAAUGGGUUGUGAGCCAGUAAACAGAGUAAUCAGCAGACCGAGGAAAAUAACAAGAGAUUAUCUUGUAACUGUAAAGUGAUGCAGUUGUUAGAGUAACGAUGGCAUUUUAUCUCUUUCUAUCUAGAUUUGUAAAGAAAUAGCUAGUGCAGUUAUUCAAUUGUCAAUGUUAAACAUGUUAAGCAUUAAUAUAACACAACAUCUUUGUUUUCUAUCUUUGCAGUCUUGUAGAUACAAUUAUUAUUAGAUGUUUGAGAUUGACUGUCAUCUCUCCCAAUUAAAAGCAGCAGUACCACACUAAUGUGUUGAUGAUGUGUUGUCAUACGCAGUGCAACAUAUAAUGUAUAAAAUACCUGACUGAAACAUUUUCUACUUGCUUUCAUUCAUGGACAACCAGCAACUGCAGAAACAGCUUCAGACAAAACUAUUUCAGCAACUUAUAAAAUUAAUUCUCAUCAUUUUCUUGUAAAAGCUUUUAAAAUAUUUUUAAGACCUUAUAUUUCCAAAUGUGUAGAGUUAACAUUUAUAUGAGUUAUAUAAUUCCAGUUCUUCUUUGUUCUUUUUUUGUGAGCAAUUCAAUUUUAUAUUUGUCUGUUCUUUUUUGAAACUGCAUAAAGUAAUAGAAGUAAAACCGUUAUAUUUGUAAUGGGAGAUUGACAUUGAUUUUGUUUUGUAAUUUUUAAGAGAAACUGAGGACAAUGUUUACACACUAAUCAUUUAUGAACUAAGUUGUCUUGUAUUAUAAUGUAAAUUGCUUAUGAUAUUCUUGCGAAAAGGUGAAAUUGAAUGUAUUUUGUACAUAAAUCUAUUUUGCAUAACAUGACUGGAUGAAUGGAGAAUGAGAUAUGAAUAAACAUUUCAAGUUAUAUUAAAUAUUCUCUUGCUGGA